Molecule: messenger RNA, 1257 nt
Organism: Verticillium alfalfae VaMs.102
Lineage: Eukaryota; Fungi; Ascomycota; Sordariomycetes; Glomerellales; Plectosphaerellaceae
Exons: 2
Coding region: 1-1257 (418 amino acids)
Source: RefSeq, a predicted model, not a curated record
AUGUCGUCUUCCAGCCAGAAGCGCGCCAGCGCAGCGACGGAGGCCGGUGGUUCGCCUGCAGCAUCCGGGUCGUCGACGCCCAACGGGGCCGGAAAGCAGGAUCUGGGCGUCAAUGCCGCCGCUCCCAAAAGAAAACGACCGGAACACUCCACCCCCCUGACGUUUGCCUCCCCGUUGAAGAAGGCCCGCACACACGACACUGCAUCGGUUGCUACUCCUGCCCUGAGAAAACAAAAAUCCGUCACCUUUACCGACGACACCAAGAACCCUGCACCAGUCAUUGCAGCUGAACGAAACGGCGUCGCUACUCCCGCAAAGAAGCCAAAAGGACCCAAGGGACCCAGCAAGAAACCCAAAAACGACCAGCCCACCGCCGACAUCCAGCCCGCCCUCGAGUACCUGAGGACGUGGAAGACAAGCCGUGACAGCUGGAAGUUCAACAAGAACCACCAAACCACCCUCAUCAAGCGCAUCUUCGACGCCAAUGCCAUCCCUUCAGCCGAUAUUGAAGCCUUCUACGACUACAUACAAGACCUGAAAGGCUUCACGCGAAAGCGCUUCUGCGAGACGGCUUCUGACGUCACAACCCAAGAUUCGACAGACGGCAAGGCGGGGUUCCCCCAGGGCACCAUGGAGGUCCAGGCCAAACAGGCCGAGUACGAUGCCAUUAUUGCUGGCAUCCUGAAGCUGGGCCUUGGUGCGGGAAGCAAGAGAAAAUGCUUCGACGAGGUCAGCUUCGUUGAUCAGGCCACCGACGCCGCCAUCACCCAGCGUGUCAUCAAGCGUAUGCGUGCCGAGAUUGUGCUCGACGAGCUCUCCGACAGCGAUGAGAGCACCAACAGUGACGCCCUGACAGCCACGACUGACGCCGCCGAGUCGGCCUCCUCAGCCCCCGAGCCGGUGCCGGCGCUCGAGGAUGACGAUUCUGACGACGAGGAAGAAGAAGAAGAGACCAAGGCAGUGGUCAAGGAGCUCAGCACGCAGGCGCGUCCCCGGCGUCGCAAAAUGCGCACGACGGCCGACGACUCUAGCUCUGACGAGUCUUCGGACUCGGAUAGCGACUCGGAUGCGAGCAGCGGCACCGAUGGUGACGAAGACUCUGAUGAUGAGGACGAGACCCCUGCUGCGGAUGACGACGAUGAUACCUCGAGCAGCGACUCUUCAGAUUCGUCCGACUCAGAGAGUGAUGAGUCGGAUGACUCUUCGGAAGACGAGGACGAGGGCCCGGCCAAGACGGCGUCCGCUAAGCGGAAGUAA